CAUGCAGUCUCUUGUUCCUCCCUUUUCGUCCUGCAGCCAAUCGGGAAACGUUCCGCUCCCUGGAGCUCAGGUUGACUCGGACUUUCCCUUCGCCACCAACUGAUUUCCUCUUCGCACGAAUCACUGUUGAACGAUUCACGUCUCUUUUCUGCAGUUCGUUUGGCUUUCGCUGUUUUUUACACAGCCAUGCUUUUAGUAAAGAGGCUAUAUGUCUUUCUUUUAUUUAUUAUGGCUACGACCUUCGCCUCUGAUGACACCAUGACAGCAGCCACGGUGUACUGGGACCCCCAACAGAAGAUGGUCCUGCUGAAGGAGGGGGUGCUAGAGACGGAGGGGGAUGCAUACGGGUAUCUGAAUGAUACCCUGUCUAGUACAGGCUGGAGCAUCCUAGAGAUACGUGCCGGGUACGGAAAGACACCUGAAACUGAUGAGGUGACCUUCUUCCUGGCCGGCUACCUCGAGGGCUUCCUCACUGCCAAGCAGAUGAUGGACCACUACGCCAACAUGUAUCCACAGCUGAUCAACGACCCAAAGAUUCUCAGCCCCGUUCAGAAUUUCAUGGCGAAGCAGGAUGAAUGGACCAGAGAGCAAGUGAAACUGAACAAGAGCUCUGAUCCUCUGUGGAAACAUGCAGGCUUUAUCGUGGCUCAGAUGGACGGACUGCAAGCCGGAGUCGCAGACUGGGCCAAGAAACAAGGGAAAAAGCCGCUGUCCCUGUUUGCCAUCCAGUUCCUGAACGCAGUGGGAGACCUGCUGGAUCUGAUCCCAGCCUUGGUCCCCACCUCCAACCGUCUGCUCAGAAACUUCAAACUCCCCGGGAUGGGUCACUGCUCUGCUCUCAUCAAGAUGCUGCCCGGCUUUGAGAACCUCUUGUUUGCCCACUCCAGCUGGUACACGUACGCUGCCACAAUGCGGAUCUACAAACACUGGGAUUUCCGCAUCACCGAGCCCAACACCGCCACUGGGAAACUGUCCUUCAGCAGCUACCCUGGUUUCCUGGUGUCUCUGGAUGACUUCUACCUCUUGGGCAGUGGUCUGAUGAUGACCCAGACCACCAACAAUGUCUUCAACUCCUCCCUUUUUGACAAAAUCACUCCCAACAGCCUGCUGUCGUGGCAGAGGGUCAGGCUGGCUCACAGUUUGGCACGUACCGGAGAAGAGUGGGCCAAAACCUUCUCCAUGCACAACUCUGGUACCUACAACAACCAGUACAUGGUGUUGGACAGGAGCAAAGUGAAUCUGGGCCACAGCGUUGAUGACGGCGCUCUGACUGUGGUGGAGCAGAUCCCCGGGCUGGUGGAGUACUCUGACCAGACACAGGCUCUGCGCAGAGGUUACUGGCCGUCCUACAACAUUCCCUUCCACCAGAAGAUCUACACGCUGAGUGGUUACGGAGACAUGUGGAAGGAGUAUGGGGAGGACUUCUCCUACGAUCUCUGUCCCAGAGCCAAGAUCUUCCGCCGUGACCAGGCUGAUGUCAAGGACCUAGACUCCUUGAAGUACAUCAUGAGAUUUAAUGACUACAAGAAGGAUCCAUACUCCAAGGGUGACCCCUGCAAGACCAUCUGCUGCCGUGGCGACCUGAGGGCAGAGAAUCCUACACCUGGAGGUUGCUAUGACACUAAGGUGACAGAUUUCUAUAUGGCUAGGGACUUCGGUGCGGAGGCGGUGAACGGGCCAACGACGCAGGACGGACUCCCACCGUUCAUCUGGGAUAAAUUCAGCAGCAUCAGCCACCAGGGUCUGCCACAGUACUACAACUUCACCUUCGUCAGGAUGCAGCCUCUUCUCUUCGAGCCAUGAGAGGUGUGUGUGUGUGUGUGUGUGUGUGUGUGUGUGUGUGUGUGUGUGUGUGAGAUUGAGAGAAUCUGUCAUUCUGAUGCUUUCAGAUGCUUUUCUGUGGUUCACACAUCUAUUUACACACUGAUGAUUUCUACUUUAUUCAUUGCUGUCUUUUAAGUUUAGAAUUGCGUCCAAUCAACAAAUGCUUUCUUUUCAAGAGUUUACAUUCUGUAAAAGUAAAAGUGUAAAAGUACCUCCUUCCACCUGAUAAAAUGCAACAUGUCAAACUGCCAAUCAGAUUUUGAAUCCAUAUUUGAAUGUGUAUAUGUCUCAUGUCGAUUAUUUUACUUUGGAAUACAGUAAAAAAAAAAGUUCUUUUUUUAUACCUGCAGCCAUUUGUGCCUUGAACACUGAGAGUAACCUAAUGAUUUCAUAUAAUGUAGAAUCAAUGCACUAAAUCAGUGGUCAUGCCGUCUUGAAUCUUUUUUUUUUAUUUUUUAAAUGAUUGAAUUUCUUCAUGCAUGCAAACACUAUCUCUUCAGUGGUAAAUCAAACAAUCAGUGCAAUGUUAUACUCAGGGCUGUUUUUCUAGUGCUGUGAUUUAUGUGACUCAAAAUCUCAGGUUGGUAUUUUUGUUUUAGCUUGUGUUUCUUUUGUAAUAUGAUGUGUAACAUCUGCAUCAUGCCAACAUUUGAAAUUAAAGUUCUACAGUUGUACCAGCACA
Sander lucioperca (pikeperch) is the source of this 2506-nucleotide messenger RNA. RefSeq names its product phospholipase B domain containing 1 (gene plbd1a). The transcript is spliced from 11 exons. Gene Ontology annotation, molecular function: glycerophospholipase activity. Gene Ontology annotation, biological process: phospholipid catabolic process. The coding region runs from base 187 to 1803 and encodes 538 amino acids. Lineage: Eukaryota; Metazoa; Chordata; Actinopteri; Perciformes; Percidae. The record is from RefSeq and is a predicted model, not a curated record. Gene Ontology annotation, cellular component: extracellular region.